Messenger RNA from Maylandia zebra (zebra mbuna), 6634 nucleotides. The record is from RefSeq and is a predicted model, not a curated record. NCBI's taxonomy places the organism in Eukaryota, Metazoa, Chordata, Actinopteri, Cichliformes, Cichlidae.
AAUGCGGUUGAAAAAUGUGUCUGCUGAGCCAAUAGCCGAGGUUCAACACGUGUGACCAGGUUAAAAUAACAAGAGAUAAGCGGUGGAAAAAGUAAGUAGCUGCUACUCAGCUGCUGAACUGAUUCCACUUGAUUUCGAAAACUUUCAUAUUCGGAAUGGACUGCGCCGUGCGGUCUCGUCCACCCUUCUUUACACGCUGCUCAUUUCAAAGUUCACGCAGCGAGCCUCCAGUUUCUCUCCGUGUCGCUGCAGCCCGGUCUACGUUUGUGGGAGUACCCCCUGCGCAGGUCCCUUUUGCAGUGCAGAUCCAGUAGUUGGAGUUGUAUACUGAGCGUGAGAGGGAGAGGAAAAGAGUGUGAGCGCAGCAGCAGAGUGAGCAAACAGAGUCAACAGCAGCAGCAGCAGCAGCGCCCUGGUCUGGUCUAUUCGAGCAGCCGCCUGUAGAAAAAAACAGAAAACUCCCAAACGCGGUGGUUUCAGCUGGCAUGAGCUAACCUACGAGUUAGACAUGGAAACCAAACCAUUCUUGUCAUUGGGGUUCUUGAAGCCCCAGUGCUCUCUAGCUCCUCCGAUGCAGCGAGGUCGCUCAGGUGACGCUUGUUCCUGUUUUAGUGGUGUGUGCCCCCUCCAUGACCGCCGUCUAUCCUCAGAUUCAUCAGGCCAGGUGACCUCUUCGCCCUUGGGAUCACCAACCUCCCACCGUGGAAUGCACCCAUCUCUACUCAGCCCAACGUCCAUGGGGCCCUCAGGCCCUCUCCACUCUCCCAUCAGUACGCUGAGCUCUCCAAUGAAUGGCCUGGCUUCACCCUUCUCUGUCAUCAGCUCACCCAUGGGCCCUCACUCCAUGAACUCACCUGGCAUGGGCUACGGUCCUAGCGUUAGCCCCCAGAUGUUCCAGCUGAACUCUCCAAUGAACUCUGUCAGCAGUACGGAGGACAUAAAGCCUCCACUGGGCCUCAACGGCGUGAUGAAGGUGCCUGCCCAGCCCUCGAGCACAGCUCUGUCACUCACCAAACACAUCUGCGCCAUCUGCGGUGACCGCUCCUCAGGUAAACACUAUGGAGUCUACAGCUGCGAGGGCUGCAAAGGUUUCUUCAAAAGGACUGUCCGCAAAGACCUGACCUACACCUGUCGUGACAACAAAGACUGUGUCAUUGAUAAACGCCAGAGGAACCGCUGUCAGUACUGUCGCUACCAGAAGUGUUUAGCCAUGGGCAUGAAGAGAGAAGUUUUGUUACAUGCAGCCGUUCAGGAGGAGCGCCAGCGAGCCAAGGAGAAAAAUGAGAAUGAGGUAGAGUCUACCAGCUGCGCCAACGAGGACAUGCCCGUGGAGAAGAUCCUGGAAGCCGAGGAAGCAGUAGAACCUAAAACCGAGACCUACAUCGAGACCAACCUCGGUGUGCCAUCAAACUCGCCCAACGACCCAGUGACAAAUAUCUGUCAAGCAGCUGACAAACAACUUUUUACCCUGGUUGAGUGGGCUAAAAGAAUCCCCCACUUCUCUGAGCUGCCGCUGGACGACCAGGUCAUCCUUCUACGAGCAGGUUGGAACGAGCUCCUCAUUGCAUCAUUUUCGCACCGCUCGAUAGCGGUUAAAGACGGGAUUCUGCUGGCAACGGGGCUGCACGUUCACCGCAACAGUGCCCACAGUGCCGGAGUGGGAGCCAUCUUUGACAGAGUGCUGACAGAGCUGGUGUCAAAGAUGAGGGACAUGCAGAUGGAUAAGACAGAACUGGGGUGCCUUCGAGCUAUUGUCCUUUUCAACCCAGACUCUAAAGGUCUGUCCAACCCAGGCGAAGUAGAAGCUCUGAGAGAGAAAGUCUACGCGUCUUUAGAGGCCUACUGCAAACAGAAAUACCCAGAGCAGCCUGGCAGAUUUGCUAAGCUGUUGCUGCGAUUGCCUGCACUGCGCUCCAUCGGUCUUAAGUGUCUAGAGCACCUGUUCUUCUUCAAGCUCAUCGGCGACACGCCCAUUGACACCUUCCUUAUGGAGAUGCUAGAAGCUCCACAUCAAAUGACAUAAUAGAGGUGAGGGGUUGAACCCUCUUUACCUCCACCCAACCCUCCUCAUCAGCCUUGGAUCAAGAGGGGGGCCUUUUUCCUUUUUUUUAAAAAAAAUAAAAAAAUAAAAAAUCUCCAGCAAGGGACAAAUCACAAGACAGCCUUGGAUGGAGAACCUCCCCCUUCCUCCCUCUUUUUCUCCUCCUCCGUCCCUUCUACCCCCUCGCCUCGCUUAGAUGUUUUCAAACAAUGAAUCCGUCACGCCCAUGGGUCUGUUUUAUACCUUGUAAAAAAUAUAAAUACGAAUAAGAAAUAUUAUAUAUGAAAACCACGCAGCAAGACGAGUGACAACGGUGGACUGAAAUGAGGACGGACAGAGGACAAAAGAAACAUAUUGAGCCAUUGUUUUCAUCAUCACUUUUCCUACACCUUGACAAGAAAAAGCUGAGAUGAUCAGGUUUUAACACAUAAAGACAGAAUUGCUCUUGCAUAUAUAUAUAUAUAUAUAUAUAUAUAUAUAUAUAUAUAUAUAUAUAUAUAUAUAUAUAUAUAUAUAUAUAUGCACACAUAUAUUGAACAGUAAUGAUGUCAUAAUUGGACACUCAACGUUGUGAUCGGGACAAUCGUGGGCUCUUGAGAGCCUUGGGCUGUUUAGACUUGGACCUGAGCCCUCACUGUCUUUCAGGACUGAACUUAAUUAAGAGGGGCGGGCUGGUUCGGGGAAAUAAGUCUGCUUAAAGGAACUUGUCUGUUCCUGCCUGACUCAACUAAGCACGUCAGGUCUUGCACUAGCUGUGUUCUUUUUUCAAUGUGUGAGCUUUCUGGAGAAUUCAGAGGUGGGUUAACAAGGUUGCAAGAGCUCAAAACCCUCAGGUCUCUGCCCAAUUCCAACAAAUACAACCAUGUCUUACUCUAAACACUGUGCAACACUGGGGAGAAUGUUGUGGUAGUCCACUUAUCAACCCUUCAGUUCGCGUAUUGCUCGACAGAGAGUUGGGAAAGUUUGUUAUGUACAAUCUACACACAGGACCAUUCAGGCUGUUUUAAAGUACCCAACUGUAAGCUUUACAGCCCACUGGAUGCUCUGAAAGGCUACCAGCACACGGAGGAACAACAUAUAUUUUGGAAAGUAACAUUUCCAACAUUUGGCCUUCAUCACGACAAGCUUGGACGCCUGGAAAGUUUGUGCACACUCACACUGUGGGUAAACGUCCUAGUUUUGCCAGCCUCUUAGCUCCUUAUCGUCCAUUCUCCACCCUCUCCACUUCGCGUUUCAUGUGAAUUCCAGCACACCAUUUACACCUCCACACUCUGCUCAACACAGCGGGUAUUAGCUUUUCAAAACACCUCAUAUCUACCUGUACAGAAACAGUAUUGACGUUAUUUUCAGUUUUCACUUUUAACAACCGCAAUGCACAAUUUACCUCUGCCUCCAUCCUUCGGACCUUCAGUUCUUGAUACCCAUUUAGGAUUAGACCAUAUACAGUAUGUGAGAGAUGUACUUGUUGCUGUUGCAGCAGGAGCCAUUAUUUGUUUGUUUGUUUGUUACUUGGCACUUAACCUCAUGACCGUGGAGUCGGGUUUCUAAACAGAGAGCUGAUGUCGAUGUAAUUGACCUCUGAGGUGGACUCUGGCCCCGACCCAAUCAGGAACGCCACAAUUGUUUAACACCUCAGAGGGACACACACACACACACUCGCUCUCUCUGCACUUCUCUGGACAACCAAGUGUCGUAUAAGUUGAACUGAAAUGUUAAAUAUCCAUGUUUCUACAUAUAUACAUGUUGUGUAUAAAUAUGCUUUAUGCCCAUAUUCUGCUUCCCCCCUCCUCUGCUUUUCUGUAAAUGCUGCAGCUGCUGCAAAACUAUGCAUCAAUUGCAUUUCCAAAGAUUGUCCACAGAUCUGAGAUCUUUUAAAGAAAUGUGUUUGUCAAAUGUGGGUCCACUGCAAGUUUUUUACUGGCAGGAGAAAAUAAUACCAAGGGUUUUGUUGUUGUUGUUUUUUAAAGAUAUUUAGGGGUUAUUUAGCUCUGGUUUACUCACAUUUGAUUGAAAUUAACUCAAACUUGUAUUUAACCAGGCAAGUUAUUAAGAGAAAACUGCUCUUUACAGCGGUGGCCUGGCAAAAAGGCAAAGCCUCUCAAGUAAAUGUGGCCACUAUAAGUAAGGGCUAAAACAAAUUCUGACAUGGUAACCCUCGAUGACAAAAAUCUGCCCAGAAACAGAAGGACAUAUAAACACCAGCGAAAGUACUCAAACCUAAACUUUGUGAUAGGUCACACUACAGCAGGUGUCACCAGGAUUUCAAACAAACUCACCAAGUGUAAAAAACCAAAUUUAAAAAAAAAGCACCAGCUUUGCUACUGCAGAUAAUAAUAAUACUUAUGACGGUUAAAAAGAUUUAAAUAGGAUUUUCUUUCUAUAUCUGCAUCUUUGCUACUCUUUCAUAAGCACCUUUACACUAUCUGAACCUGGGAAACAAAAGAGAAAAAAAAGAAACCCGAGCACUGUGUUUUCAUUACAUUUUGAUAAAAGUCAGAUUUUUAAUGGGGUCUGAGGAAAUGUGUGGAGUCUUGAGAGUGUGCCCUUUGAAAAUAAUUUGCUUGAUAGUAAUGGAUAAAUGAAAAUCUGAAUUGCACUGAAAAUGUAAGUAAAUUAAGCGUAUGAAAUAAAAUCCACGCUUAAAAUGAUAAAACAAUUUUUUUUUAAUCAGCUGGUGUUUCAUGUAUAUUUCAUCAUAUCCAGUCUCGCAGUUGGUUUAUGAAAAAUGAAACUCGUGGGAAGCAAUCGGAGCUUAGUUUAGCUGUCAGCUACUGAUGUUGAGUUUAUUAGCACAUUAAUCAAUUAUAAUCAAGUUUGAGGGUCAUCAAGACUCCAUAGAUUUCUGACUCAGAAAAAAACAAACCAGUCUGUAAAAUGUCCGUAUGUCCGUUUUUCAUCAUUAUUUGGUGCUAGUUUUAUAAUAAAUAGCACGCGCUGGGAGAGAACUUGUAAAUGUCAUUCCACCUCUGUGAAACUGAUCCCCCAGAUGGCCAAUGAUCUCUUUUGUCUUACGAUGAAAAAAAUCAAAAAGUCAGUUCAUACACGCUGGCUCUGAAAUGUCAGAUGCUAUAGAGCUCAAGCACGACUGCAAGGUUUACUUUGGGUGAGGGAGAAGUUUGGGUAAGAGGAAUGGGAGGGAUGUAGUAGCAGUUUAAGAGCUGCGAGCUCCUUCUAGUGGAAGAGAAAGAGUGCUGCAACAUAACUUGAAUUUUUGUUGUCGUUGUUGUUGUUGUUUUUGUUGUUAACAAAAAGAAGGCACUUUCUAACCGCAUUACUAUCAUCAAUAUUCCUUUGGCUCAGACAAAACCUCAGUAUCUGUGCUUAGUAAAACUGAGUAAAGUAGCAAUAACGUCAAAAAGACCAAUUGGCUUUGUGUUUGAUUCUUAUUCUCUAUUUUCAUUGAGGUGGCCUGAAUAUUACAACCUAUCCAUGUGACAGUAUUGACUGCCAGCUUGAGCUUACAGUAUUUAUAUUAUUGAAAAAAAAAAGAUAUAUAUAUCUAUAUAUACAUACUUGUUUGUCUGUUAAAUCAAAAACGUUCAUACAAUUUCAAAGGAAACUAUUUUUAGAGGCUGAUUUUCAUCAAGAAAAGCAGAUGAUAAAACAAUCCAAUGCUCGUUUUCCAACCGGGUGACCCAAGUGUUAAAACGAUUAUUCUCCUGUUCUUUUGAGUCCGAUGUCUCCUCCUACUGUGAUUAGUGACAGCAGCUAUCUUAAGCCAUAAAUCGAUCUUGACAAGAAAGAAAUGGACACCUGCAAAGAAUGAUUACCUACAUUGAAUGCUAUAUUUUGUUAAUAUGUAUAUGUGUAUAUAUUUAUAAAUAUAUAUAUCGACAGCUCUAUUCCUUAAGGAUUUCCAACAUUGAAAGGAGGAGACGAGUGAUUCAGACCAAACGGUUUCACGGCAGGUGUUCUUCAAGCGUUUCAUGGUGUUUGCCCCCCCCCCGAGUAUUUGUUUGCAUUUUGACCUUAAUAAAAAAAAAUCCUGAUCAACCAGCAGAAUUGCAGCAGUUAAACUCAAACCAGCUUCUCAGCAGUUUAUGGGACCUUAGUAAACUAUGAGAGAGAGGGAAAAAUGGUUAAGAUUUGAAACCCUCUGAAAUGUAUGUGUUGCUUAACAAUUGUAUGUUCAAAAAGAAAAAAAAGUAACCAGGACAAGCUGAACAUGUGACACAAUCACUGCUUUCUUUGUGGCAUAAACAGUAAAAUGUUGUAGUUUAAAAAAAACAACACUUGGUAAAAGCUCUAUUUUUGUACAAAAGUAAUUUUAUCCCUUGCUUAUGUACUCUGUUCUUUCCCUUCUCACUGUGGGCUGUUAUGUACAUUGUGGAAAAGCUUAUUUGACGGCAAGAGAUAAUUUUCAGAUUGAAAAUGUAAGACAGGAGUAAUAGUAAGCUUUGGCACUUUGGUAACUGUGUCGCUUUUACUUUGCCAUGUUUUAACCUGUCGCUGCAAGAUGGGAGUAUCUUCUUUCAUUAUAUUUUGUCUAUUUUUAAGAAAAUGGAAUUUUGUCAUCUGUUCUUCGUGGGUUGUUCUCUGAUGUUCUUCGUUCAUGGACAGGAAAAAAAAGGUUAUUAAAAAAUUUUAAGUGAG